CACCUCAGUUUACAGUCUGACCACAACAAGAAACGCCUGCUUCUCCCGCGCUGUUCCGGAUAUUCCGAGCUUAAAUAUGGCUUUUUGAAUUUGUUUAGCUGUUGGACCCGAAAACAAGUCGUGCUUUGCUUAAGCAACGCACCUGAACUACUCUACACGUUUUCCGCAAGAAUGGAGUUUCAUAAUGCUCACCCAGCCCUGCUCUUUGUGGCCCAGCUGUCAGACCCUGCCUGCUCCCAGCACAUGCUUGGACUUGGACUGAAUCAAAGCACCAACAGUCAAAAUGAUGGCAACAUCAGCUGCUGUUUGGAAGAGUCUUCAUGUCUGCCCGGCAGACCCCCUCGCUCUCUCUCACCCACAGGCUAACCACAGCCAAUCACAGGGGUGCAGGGGGGAGGUGUCAGAGGAGCAUCAGCACUUAAUUGAUAUCCUGCAACGACUACAAUUUUUUCCCCCCUCCUCAUUAGGUGAUGGUCUCACUGACUGGAUGACGGAAGAAGUGGAUUUCUCCUCGUACCUCCAAAAUCCUCCUUCCCCUCCCUCUUCCACCAAUGCUUCCCUUCCCCCCUCACCCCUUCAGAAUGAUAUCCAGGUGCCCUCUGACUUGGAGGUCAUGACCUCCCUGCUGCAGGAGGAACUUUCCCAACUAGAAGACUACUUCCUGUCUGAGCCGGUGCCAGAAAAAGGACAGAGGCUAGGAAAAUGUGACAGGGGUCCGGUGCCGGCAGGUCCUCAGCCGUUCAGUCAGCUGCCAUAUGUAUCGUACUCUACAUCUGGCCAAUCAGAAUCCAGUCCACUUCUUGUUACCCUGGCAACGGGAGAACUGGACCUGCUCAGUAUCUGUGGGGGGCCUAUUGGGCGAUCCAAAAUUUCAAGACACACCCCAUACAGCUGCAGUCGCCCCGGUGGGUGUGGUAGGAAAAGAGUCCCUGAUGGAGUGAGGUUCAGUGAAGGCUAUGAUAACAGUUUGUUGAGUUCUAAAGGAAACACCUCAGGUAACUCAGCAGUGAACCUGACGGCAAAUUAUAACUGUGGAGAAGAUGAGCAUCUGGUCGGUAAAAAUUACUGUCUGGGUGGGGCAGUCGAGGUUAGAAGAUGUGGCGUUCUACCCAAAGAAGAGAAAAACUGCUGUUUCAGUCAAAAUGUGAUAGGUGGUGUGAAGGGUGUUGGUGGAGGGUUUAGUUUUGGUGGAUCAGUUGAAGUUCCACACAAAAAAGAGGAUUUGUUAAUGUAUAGCAUGAGAGAGGUCAGUGGAAUUACCUGUAACAAUGAGGUGCUGAACAAUAUCAAAGCAAGUGUGGAUGUGACAAAAGCCAGCAUGUGUUGGAAAAGUGAGAGCAGUGAAGGUUGUUUUCUUCCAACGAUUCCACAGUCUGAUGUCUAUCACAGCUUCUUAGAAAGUGCCAAUGAACAGGUCAAAGCAGAGAGUGUGCAGAUAGGACAACAUGACUUACACUGUCAUUUCCUGGAGGAUCAGGGUCCAGAGUAUCUGUUGAUGGCGAGGGAGAGUGUGAGUCUGGAGUCGUCAGGGCACAGAGAGACUUGCAGGCUUAAGGACGACCACUGUGACACAAAAUACGAAGUGGACAUCAUUCCUGGUGAAGGUGGGGAACGCAAACAGAAGAAAAGGGAUCAGAACAAAACUGCCGCUCACAGGUAUCGUCAGCGAAAAAGGGCAGAGCUAGAUUCUUUGGAGGAACAGUUGCAUUGCCUUGAAGGGAGGAACCGGGAGCUCCGAGACAAGGCAGAGUCCGUGGAACGUGAAAUCCAGUACGUUAAAGACCUGCUGAUCGAGGUUUACAAGGCCCGGAGCCAAAGGCUUAAACGGGACAUAACAGCGCAACAUUAGGCUCCAGCAAGUUCAUGUAAAGAUGGUGUAGCAGGGAAAAUGUAGGAGCAUUUUUUAAAUGUUUGAAAUCCUUUUUUUUCCAUUACAAGAGGUGUGAAUGCAUGCUUUGCUAACAUUGAUUAUUUCUUUCACUUAAAAUCAACACUGUCCAAUUCUUCCUCUGCUUUUGCACUCUAAUCACCUGAGCCUGAACUGUGGUAUUGCAAUGCAUAAAAUGACAAUCAUCUUUAAUACAGUAGGUCUCACACUGAGGGAAUCUACAGUGUUGUUCUAUAGGUAAUGUUACGCAGGUUAAAUAUUUAUAAUA
Solea senegalensis (Senegalese sole) is the source of this 2156-nucleotide messenger RNA. It is a transcript of the gene atf5a, whose product is annotated as activating transcription factor 5a. Bases 284 to 1849 code for a protein of 521 amino acids. The record is from RefSeq and is a predicted model, not a curated record. Gene Ontology annotation, biological process: regulation of transcription by RNA polymerase II. Gene Ontology annotation, molecular function: DNA-binding transcription activator activity, RNA polymerase II-specific; RNA polymerase II transcription regulatory region sequence-specific DNA binding. Gene Ontology annotation, cellular component: nucleus. NCBI's taxonomy places the organism in Eukaryota, Metazoa, Chordata, Actinopteri, Pleuronectiformes, Soleidae. The transcript is spliced from 4 exons.